Molecule: messenger RNA, 501 nt
Organism: Hyaloperonospora brassicae
Lineage: Eukaryota; Oomycota; Peronosporomycetes; Peronosporales; Peronosporaceae
Source: the annotation of a GenBank genome assembly
AUGUCGUCGCCCCAACUUCAGCAGCGACCGAGCGGUGGCGCGAGCCUGCAAGGAGACUUCCGCGUCGAAGUGCUGGGCACUCAAGAGUCGCUGGACCUGGACUGUGGCAAGUUUUACACGGAAUACAUUCUGCGCUGCUCGUGGAUCGAAAGCAAUCAGACGCCAGAGAUUUGGGACGUUGUGCGUCGCUAUCGCGAGUUCUGCGCCAUCGACAUUUUGCUGCGAGAAAAGUACCCGUCGCGCGCGCCAAUGUUUCCGUUCCUGCCUAGCAAGAAGUACAUUGGCUCGUCAUUGUCGGCCGACUUUGUCGACAAGCGACAGCGCAAUCUCGGCUACUACAUCAUGUCGAUCCUGCACAGCUGUCCGAUCCUCGUGCACGACGAGAUCAUUGACUCGUUCUUGGACAUCAAGCGGCACAUUCUAGAGCGCGUGCGGGAGGAACAAAGCGAUAGGAACUCGGGGUCGACGGCUGUACUCAGCAGCUACGGACGGCUUUCAUAA